Polyodon spathula (Mississippi paddlefish) is the source of this 6989-nucleotide messenger RNA. RefSeq names its product class A basic helix-loop-helix protein 9. Gene Ontology annotation, biological process: developmental process; regulation of transcription by RNA polymerase II. The record is from RefSeq and is a predicted model, not a curated record. NCBI's taxonomy places the organism in Eukaryota, Metazoa, Chordata, Actinopteri, Acipenseriformes, Polyodontidae. The transcript is spliced from 2 exons. The coding region runs from base 2884 to 3708 and encodes 274 amino acids. Gene Ontology annotation, molecular function: RNA polymerase II transcription regulatory region sequence-specific DNA binding; protein dimerization activity; DNA-binding transcription factor activity, RNA polymerase II-specific.
ACCGUUACAAUGUACUUCAUGUAUGACAGAACCUUAACCCUAAACCAAGCCCUUUUCUGAUACAACCACUUACAUAGAUCGUGCAAAAAGAUUUACAUGGCAGUGAUGCAUAAUGACAUUUAGAGGGAUGGCUAGCAGGAGUAGGCUGGCAUCCUUCCAUCCACAUCCUUUGCAGCAGCACCAGUGCACAUUAACACAAGUGGAGAAUUUGUUUAGCUCUGGUCUCGUCUCUCUUCACUUGUUACCUGCGUGUCCCACCAUGCAGUUACGGAACAGAAUCCCAUGGAGUGAGGAAGCAGCGCUGCUCUCCUAGCUGCAGUGCAAGCCUGGAGCUCCUCGGCUCAUACGAUCAGGGACUGGGCUGUCAGGCUGCUGUGUCCGGGGCCAGUCAGCCCACUUUGUGACCUAUUGCACGGGGACCCUGGCCACCUCUCAUUUCACAUUAUGAAACAACAAUGGGCAUGAUUAGAGUCCUGAUUGCCAGCUAAUGGUUUAACCUCAGCAGGGCGGAUUGCUGCUUGUUACUGAAUUGCCAGAAGGAAGGUUCUUUGGACUGAAGCUGUAACUCCCUCUCAGAGGAGCAAUGCCUUCUUUUAAUGAUAGUGCACAAGCAGGAGGAGAAGGAUUUUUUUUUUUUCCAGCAAUGCAGCCACUUCCCCAGACAUCCAAGUCCUGUCCUGUUUUAUUGCGAAUGGCCUACAAUGCUUAGUGCUAAUGCUUUUCUAAUGAUUGAAGUCAGACAGAUUUUGCAAUGUUUCUCUGCAAGAAACUAGGAACAAUAGUGCACUAUGCGCUAGGCUGGGGGUACCCUGUUUUUUGCAGCACAGCAUGAUGCAAACAUGAUGCAGACGUCCCUGCAAAAGUUCAUGUAGAUUUUGCAAUUCAAAGCAAUUCAUUUUGCAAACUGUUUGAUGAAAAAGCAAGGGCCUCCUGCAGCACGCUGUUUAAUCACUCGGCUGACAGAUUUGAUCGUCUUUCACGUUGAAAUUACUUAUGCCAACGAAAUUGAAAAACAAAGUGCAGUCAAUAAUUAAAAAAAAAACACAAAUAAGCAUUCAUUCAAAUAGAAAUCACGUGUGCUUCAAGCAUCUAAGUUGCGCGCUUUAUUUUUCAAAAGUGUUCAUACUGACUCUUUAAAUGUGAAGUUGAGUGGAACAAAAAACACACACACCUUGCUGCAAAGAAUUUCUGAGAGAAAGAAAAUGACAGAUCUUAAAACCAGUUAAGUGGCACCUUUGCACCAGGAAAGCCCUGCUAUAGUAAAUCAUCCCCCAAAAGCCUCCUUUUAUUUGUCCGGGUCGCUAAUCCAUUAAUUUAGAGUUUUAGACGAAUGGUUCCGUUUCCCCAGACUGACUGACAUUCCCCAAAAAUGUAACACUGGGGCGAUCGCUUAACUCAACAGCCACUGCAGGUGAUAAUUGUCAAAUAUUUUCUUGUUUGCCCUUCCUUUGAAGUCCUGGCCUGUCUUUUUGCCCCCGUAGGGCUCUCCUGCUCUGAUUUAUUGCCCUGCUGUCGUGCAGACACCCAAAUUACCCGAACCUUCAAAGCAAGCCCAGGACAGAGCUAAUAGGGAAAUAGGACACUGCUAAUUGCAGCUAUGGAGAAAUGUAUAUUUUAGAUUGCGCUGAUAAGGGUUUUCAUGUAGAAGGAAGAGACCUUAUAAAGGACAUUUACAAAACUUUGGUUAUCUGAUAAAGAAACAAUUUGUCAUGUAGCUUCUGAGCUCAUUUUUCAAAGACUGUCAAAGCUUUGUGUGCUUUUGGUUAAUACGUGGGCAUUGUACAAGUUUGAAAACUUUCUGUUUUUAACUAAUUACAGCGGUGUUAGAAACCAGUGUCAUCAAAUUGCCCUUGUUUGUAUUUGCUUGCUGUGCAUUCAUUGUGAAAAAACCCCCCCAAAAAACUCUUAAAGCAAUUCCCAGAUAAGAACUCAGAGCUGUGCCUGAGUUGUUUGUUACUAGUUUGGUAACAUUUUAAAACGAGGUGAACAUGUCAGGUGGGUGCAGGAUUUACAGAACGUAUGCAUUGCCGCAUUUUGCAUUUGCAUUUCUUUACUUGGUCUUCCCAUGUGAUGUGAAGCAGUAUCUGAAGCUGCUCAACGGCAGUGUCUCUGACAGCGCUCAUGAGAAAGCAAGCUCCCCACAGAGCUUCCUGGUCUCAACCCUGCCAAUCUCAUGAGAAUAAUGACACCUUUGCGGGAAAGAAGUCCUUUCACACGGUCAGUGAAAGAUCCCAGCCAGUCAAAGACUAGCAGGACUCAACAAAGCACUGCAAUAUACAAUGCCCUUAGUUAUACUUUUCUUCAUACUAUAGAUUUGCAAAUGAAAAACUGUGUAUUUUGAUUCAACUAAUACUUACUGUUUCGUGUCUCUAUCUACAUUAAUGCUCCAUCACAUUAGACAAUCUAUAUUUAUUAAUAUUUAUUCAUUAACUCCCAAUGAAGAGACACUAUGGCACGUAAGCGCUCAUGUAGUCACAUUAAGGGUGACGACAUUAUCAGCCAAACAACAUUUAAAAAAAGCAGAGCAACAGCAGACAAGCUAAUCAGAUACAUUUUAUGAGGCAGUCCCAGUAUAUAAUGAGUGCACAGAUAGAUUUGGGAUUUAGGUACACAUGCAGCACACAACUAUUAUUGUGUAGCUGGAAUUAAAAGAGGCAGGGCGUGUCUAAGAUGAAUGCCCGCCCUACUCUGCCUCGAGGAGGGACACAAGCAGAGAGUGCACUACCUGUAUAGGUUAACACAGCUCCAUGUGGGGCAAUAAAAGACAGCCUUAAAGCUUUAAAAGGAGGAAGAAGUAGCUCUGCUGCAAACGCCCAGCUUGCAGCAUUGAUCACAGAUCCGAAGAGCACUGACAGCUCCUGACAGCACGAGCAACACCAGAUCAUGCCUGAAUCAUCCAGGAUGAACAGCACAGCCAGUGCAACAGAGUCCGAGCUCUCAGAGGAAGAACUGGAAGCCGCUUCGCUGGAGAACGAGGACGAGCUGUCCGAAGGAUGCAACCACUCCAAGUGCUCCAGGGACAGCGAGAGCUCCACCAGCGAGGUGGACGACUCUAAGUCCAAAAAGAGGAGCCGUCCAGUGAGGUCCAAGGCUCGCAGGACAGCAGCCAACGUGAGGGAACGCAAGAGGAUCCUGGAUUACAACCAGGCGUUCAACGCCCUGAGGAUGGCCCUCAAGCACGACCUCAACGGCAAGCGGCUCUCCAAGAUCGCCACCCUGCGGCGGGCCAUCAGCCGGAUCUCCUCUCUCUCCAUGUUCCUGCACACGAACCCGGUGCACAGGCACAACCAUACCGAAUGCCAGUUCCAGGAGCCCAGAAUGGACGUGGGGGGGAAGGACGGAGGUCGGCAAGCCUUCCAGGGGCCAUUGGAAAGCCACCCUCCACACCACCCCCCCUCGGAUCAAAUCUACGGAGACAGCCACCUGCCCCCUUCCUGCUCCUCCUCCUCAUCCUCUCCACUCUAUUCCAGAUAUUCCCCUGAGGCCCAGUACUACGUUCACCAGGGACAUUACAGGAACCCCCAAGAGGAUCCUUGCAGCCCGGCUGGCUACACCAGCAGCGGGGCAGGCUACCAGUUUGGAGUCAGGACAAGCUGUCAUCAAAAUCACACAGACAACUGUGCAGAGCCCUCGACUGCAGCGGCCUUCCCUUGGCAGCUUGGCUAUCUCCAAGGCACUGGUUAUCAACAGUCCCUGACGAUGCACUGAGCUCAGGCUGGGACUAAAAAAAAACAACUUCUGAGACUUUGAGAAGAAUUUAAAUGACUCUGCGCCCCAAUUCACCAAACUCAGCUGGCAUUUAAAGACGGUGUGUAUUCAUACUAAAACGACCUCUUUUUCAGUGUCUUUUUUUCAGUAAAAACAUGCCUGCAGUUGACAGAGUGUUGCUGAAAUGCUUGGUCUGCCACACACCUAAUGCAACCCUAUCUACUCUAUGAGUAAUGCAUACAUGGGAGAAAGCUGCUGUAGUUUUUGUUAAUGCAUCAGGAUGAAACGUCAGUGUAUUUGUCCAUGUUUAUUGUCUUCUAUGACUGCAAUGGUAUGUAAUUAAAUAAAUGUGACUUUUUUUCUAACUGUUUUUUUUGUCUGAUCUUUCCUUUCUUAUUCAUUCUGGAUGUUUACGUUGUGUUUUUUCCACUCAGAUUUGUUUUUUUAUUAGGAGUAAAUAUAUUUGAGAAUCUGGACAUUCGGUCUUAAUCCUGUCACUAUCAGCUAGUUCUCAAACCCCAUUCCACACUAAACUUGGACUACCUGCAUUAACAUUAAACAGUGCAUGAUUAUUGCUAAUCAGCGUGUGUGAAGCCAGCUGCAUUCAGCCAGUACAGCAUCUCUAACCACUUUGGCAUCAACCGAACCUUAUUUCCUAUCCAGCACACAAGCUAAUCGCUAACCACACCCGACAGUCUCAUGCACACGACUUUGCCACAUUUUUCUCUUAGUAUAAUGGUUUAGGGUAUGCUGUCCUUUUCACAGACUGCAGUCAUGCUUCUCAGUUUACUGGGCGACACACAUCCUGAAACGUAGCCUUUCAGUCUUCAGUUCAAUAACGCCUCUCGGGCAGUCAGCGAUGACUUGCCAGUCGCUCACGUACACGCAUAAAUUCGAAAUGUUUUGACGUUUUUACAAGGGAGCAGCGUUUCAUGUGUUUUAUGAGUGUGUGAGUGCGCCUGUAAAUGUCAGGAAUGUCUUAACUGUGUUUCCAAAGCGUUGAGAAAUUCUGUACAUGCCUUCUCCUGCAGCAUGUGAUGAUUAUUAACAGGAGCAAAAAAACCCUAAUAAAUACUUUGCUAAAUAACCAAGUCAUUAAAACAAUGUUGGGUGCAGUUCAACAAGCCGCAUCCUCUUUCAGAACCGCAUUAUGUCUGGUAGGUAGAUGUGGAUUAGCUGGCUUGUAUAUUUUGUAUUCACUCUGUCCAGUGAGUCAGGUGGACAUGAUGACUUGGCUUCUGUGGGUCAAGCUUUAUUCUUGCUCCUCAGACUGCAAGUUAUUUAUGCCUGGUGCUCUUAAUCCUGUCAGCUGAUGCCCUUGGGAAUGGAAUGUUGUGUUUUGCAUUCCGGAUUGUGUCAGCUGAUGAUGGCAUCAAGCCACUGGCCUCGGUCCCCGAGACACUGACGUUCUUCUGCCACUAGAGCUAUUGCGAAUGCAGUAGGGUUUAAUCAAGUGAGAGCGGAGUGAUGCUGUGUCUCAGUCAUUCACUUUCCCUCUGCUCAGUAUUUGUCAUCAGCUUUCCACAAGAGGCUAUCUCAUUAGCAGAAUGACUUGCACUGGACAGUCACAGCGCCGAUGGCACAGUGGCCCUGUGGUUCCUGCUCUGGACUGUAGGUGGGAGGCCCGGUUUCUCUCUAUUCGCUCAGCCUUGGCAUUCCAGGUUUUGAUCAGAAUGCCUACAAAUAUAAGCUUCACGUCCUUUAUAAGUAUCCAUACUGUAUUUAAAGCAGAAAAGGAGAAGGGGUGGGUUCAGGGCAAGUCUUUGUGUUGCACAGAGACAAGCAGCUUGUUUUUCAUGGCAAAACAUUUACUCUGUUUGUUUACUUGAUUUUGAUUUGGUCAGCCUGCUGUUUCUCAUCCCGCUGGAGCACUGACCAAGCAAAUCAACCCCACAGUUUCUUAUCAGUUGUACUUUAUAUUCUAUGGAAAAUAGUGAACCUAUGCCAAUUCAUUAAACAGUGAAGCAAUGCCAAUUCAUUAAACAGUGACCCCCUCUCUUGCAUUUUAACCCAAAUCACAGAUACAAGCCUCCCUAUGCAUGGCUGAUUUCAAUAACGCAAAGAGCCCUGUUUUAAUGAUCGGUGUUCAGAAAUCCUCUGCAAGUCAGAUCAGCUGAACAGACCCCCCCAGUGUCCCAUGAGUUAGAUCAGGUUGGCUAAUGAACUUCCUAACUGCUCGGGGCUGCUUGGCAGCACCCUUGUGGAGCUUCAACCACCUGCAGGCUGCAGGCUCCGAGUGCCUGGAAGAGGCGAGGAUUCUGCUUUCCCUUCCCGUAAAGAGGGGGGCCUCCCCCCUGUACAGUCAUCGCCAGGGUGUGGGCGCAAUCCCUCCCCCUGAGAUGCACUGGGAUUCAUGCCCACUGCCUCCCACAGCAUCCCUUCUUGGAGGACCGAUUGAUCGGUGGGAUGGCUCUGGGGAGGGAUGUCUGGCAGUCUGAGCUUCCUGUUUUGGCUUCCUGCCUGGCUGUCGUGCAGUCUGCCAAUCUGUCUCACCUGUCUGUCUGUCUGUCUACCCGGCCUCUUUUUUUUGUAUUCGGAUCAGGCUUACUCAGCUUCUGCUCGGAGCGUUUUCCUUUACAGCCGCAUACCUUACUCAUCGUUGUAUCUGGACAACGUCUUUCCAAUAGUUGGCCACAAGAGGGCAGUAACACCCUAUUGUGACGAGAGUAGCCACAAUUCAGAACUGAUGUAAGUGCCACAGUACCGCAGACAAUACAUUCCCAUUGUAGAUACAGCCCUAUCUUACGUGUCGAUACUGACAGCAGUCCAAUCAGCGCACUCCCAUUGUAGUUCAAAUGUAUUUACUGGGGGACCAGGUAACAUGCAAGCUAAUUAUUCUACAGCUACUGGCAUUCAGUAGUGCUGCAUUUAGAAAGCCUAAGAGAAAUGCCAUCAAUGCAGCGACAAGCUUUUAAAAUUGGAAAGCUGUUCCUCACGAAUUCACUGCCUUGGUGACGCCCGUGUCCUCUGCAAGCCCUGGGUUAAUGGAUUCAGUCUGAUCCGCCUGGCUGUGUUGCAGUAAGAAAGGGAACGCUUAGUCAUCACAGAGUCCCACACCAGACAACACGCCGGUAAGCAGCUGAGACAUGAGGAGAGCGAUGAGCUCACACGACAGGCUGCUCCAAUCCCCCCCGUUCUGCAAGCGGGGGAGGCGGUGAAUAACGAGGCACAGGGCGCAGAAUGAACAUGACGUUUAUGAAGCAAAUCUGGAGGGACUUCCCAGCCUUAUCAUUCCUGCUUCUGCCUACUAAAAUAUUCCCCGGUGUGCUACCAUGUCAGGA